Molecule: messenger RNA, 1698 nt
Organism: Zymoseptoria tritici IPO323
Lineage: Eukaryota; Fungi; Ascomycota; Dothideomycetes; Mycosphaerellales; Mycosphaerellaceae
Exons: 6
Coding region: 1-1698 (565 amino acids)
Source: RefSeq, a predicted model, not a curated record
AUGCAGUACGGACUCACUGUGUUACAGUUCCAAGCUUUCAUGCCACAGGACGCCGGGCGCGUGAGAGUGGAUUCACAGGCGCAGAAGAAGAAGGAGAAUGAUAGAAUUAUGAAGGUCGAGACGGCCAGACGGCCACUACGGAAGAAGUCAUCGUAUCCGGAUCCAGUCGAGUCCAUCGCUCUGAUGAUUCGGGAUUGCUAUGCGCCUGAGACGAGCCAUAUCGCGCACAAUCAGGAGAAUGGCCGCAAGCAGCACGACGUUCCAAUUGACAGCAUUGAUACGCUACGACGUCUGGCCAUUUGCUCAAGGCAGCUUCAAGGUCUGACCGAACCUUUGAUAUAUCACCGUUUGCUCCUCCGCAAUGGCAGAAAGACAGAACACAUUGUGAGGUCCUUACGUGCUCGCCCGGACCGAGCCAUCGCUAUUCGAAAUCUGGUCAUUGCAUGCGAGACUGGUGUUCCGCAAUCAUUUGGACCAUCGGGCAUCGCGGGCGUGCUGAAUCGCGCUAUGCGGCUGGAGACACUGUACUUCGAGAGUCCUGAAUGCAAUUCCGCCAAUUUCGAACCCCACGCUCCAUGGACUUACAUGUUCGAUCGCAUAAUCCGUCCGUUCCAAGACGCAACGGCGUCUCCAGGCGGAUCUCUUCCAGCGCCAAGACCGUUGCAAUGUCUGAAAGAGCUCACAAUCCACAUGAACGGCGCUUCGUCGCCGUACUGGACGAUCGAUCAAAGAAGCGCAUCGAUCUUCCUCCUUCCAGCGUUGGAAACUCUCAAAAUCUCAUGUGUCAUCAUCGAGGACUCCCUCAGCGGCAUCAAUCGAGCUCAUACCAGUCCUCUCAAGCACCUCGAGCUGGAGGAAGUCUACAUCACGCUGCAGGGACUCGAGAGUGUGCUGCAGCUUCCAACUGCGCUAGAGACGCUCAUACUGUUGGAGAACAUGCACAAUGCGAAUCAAUUCCCCAUCCGACCAUCACCAACAUGGAAUCGACUCUUCCAGAACAACCCUGGUCCAACGAUGAAGUGCAUCGACCAGCAGCGUGCAUCUCUGAAGUCAUUCACCUACGGUACGACAGACAACCCGCCCUUCGAUGGAGGUGGGCGGCUGGCUUUGAAGGACCCGACUCCUGUGGACGGCGCAUUCGCCGACUUCCCUCUCCUUGAGGAAGUCUGCCUCAACGUUUGGGGAGAAUGCAUCAGCUUCGAGCGCGCUGUGUUGUCAUCCUCGCCACCACCGAAUCUGAAGAAGCUUGCCUACGUGGGAAGCCGACCCUUUAGCAGCAAAACCGCAAGUGCCGCAGAACCGCAGGAAGCGUCUUCGCCGAUGAGUCAAGUUCCAUUUCUACGAGCACCCGCUUCCUCGCUCCCGCUGGGCCUGCGGACCAUCUGUAUGUCAUAUUCAAGACCACCUCUGAGUUCGUUCCAUUCGACCAGUCUCCUCGGCCGGACGAUCAAGGCGGUAGACGCAGAAUUGCGCAGAAUCGGAGACAUUGAUCUUGAGGUUACCGCUUUCGAGUACAACCGAUACUUCCCUCCCUUUUUAUAUGGAGAACCGACACCGAAGGAAAUCGGCAUCUUUAGUGAUAGUCGGUUCCAGGAGGAUUUUCAGACGUACUGGAAUGAGGAUGGUGAUUCUGCGACCGAAUCUGAGGGUGAUCUCGAUUUGAGCUACAACGAUGUGUUCGGGAGCGAUUCAGAUUGA